AAUCACCGUACUUUAUACAAACAACACUCUCCAAGACCUUCCCGCCUUGGCGCCACGCUUCCAGGCUUACAUCGUGCAUGCAUCGCCAGUAACUGCAUCGCUGCAACCAAGCCAAAUCUUCAAUAUGUUAUCCGCAGACGGGAAAUGGAAGCUCACGCCUCGACUUCACUCUGUCAAAUUUGUUUUCGAUGCUCCGACCCCGGCAGAUGCAAAGACACCGGACGAGAUCUUCUUUGACAAUCCAUUCCCUGUGGAUAUCCCAGGCGUGCCUGAGCGGUUUGUCUUCAAGACACCCACAAUCCACGAGUCCAACCAGGAGGUUAUCGGUCUUCAGACAACGGCCACGCGUGAUGAAGGUGACCUCGAUGCCAGUGUCUCAUAUGACGGACAGGCAUCUGAUGUGCCAACAAGUAUAGAGAGCUUGACACUAUCGACCGACAAUCGAACUAAGACUACGUCUGGCGAAUCACAGCUAGGGUCGAACACUCAUCUUCGUGGUCCUACUUGCGACGCACCAGAUGACGCGAAGUCGAUAGUGUGCUCAGCCUGGGCCUUGGUCCUUUCUACAUUCAUUGACAGCCAAGUAGUCAACUUCGAUGUGUGCGUCUCGAGCAGUGAUAGUUCUAAGCUCGCGAGCAGCGUGUCACCGGUCACAGUCUCUAUUGACACUCAUAUUUCGGUUGCGACAUUCCUACAGCAAGUCAAAGAUGAAUGGACUGUAACCAGAGCAGCCAGCCAAAGGCUCGAGGCUUUCCAUGAGACCGGGAGCGAACCAUUCUCUAAAACGCUUGUCAACUUUUCAACGACCGUUCAACAUCAGCAACAGCCAGUCAACGCCGCCAACUUCGCCUUUCAGCUUCAUUGUCUCGUCGAGGGCAACGAUCUACAGCUAUCUGCGACAUUCAAUGAGUUCUCUAUUACCAAGGCAAGAGUUCGCCUGCUACUGAGUGAUUUGGAGCACGUUAUUUGGCAGUUGGCCAACUCGACCGGAGAGCACUCCGCUCUUGCGGAUGUAUAUGUCAUGAGUCCAGCGAGUCAACGGCAUCUUGUCAAAUUGAACAGACCGCUCCCGACAAGAGAAGAACAUCUCGUUCAAGAUUUGAUAGCACAGCAUGCCAGAUCAAAUCCUCAUGCACAGGCUAUCUGCGCUUGGGACGGUGAUUUGUCGUAUUCUGAGUUGCAGCGUGCAUCAGAGGCUCUAGCGACGCAUCUUGCCAGUCUUGGAGUUGAGCCCGAGGUGAUGGUCCCGAUCAUCUUCGAAAAGUCUGUCUACAGUAUCAUCUCCAUUCUGGGUGUGGUGAUGGCUGGCGGAGCUGUCGUAGUCUUGGAUCCCUCGCUUCCUGCAGCCCGAAUCAGCAUGAUCAUCAAGGACCUGGAUGCCAAGGUCGUUGUAUCGUCCAUCGACAGCAAAAGCAAGAUCCCACCACAAAUCCAACAGGAGAACCGCGUAUUGGUCGACCGGGCUUUUUUGGACAGUUUGUCUACCGCACGACAAUUUCCGCUGAAACACAUCUCGUCUUCUCCUAUCGAUACACUGUACGUUGUGUACACAAGUGGUUCUACCGGAAAGCCAAAAGGUGUUGUGAUCACUCAUGAAGCAUUUUGUUCCAGCGCCAAGGGUUUCACCAAAGCCAUCCGCCUCGACUCUCCCACCUGCCGGGUCUUGCAGUACUCCUCUUUCUCCUUCGACAUUUCCAUGCUCGAAGUAUUUGCUACCCUGAUGACGGGAUCAUGCCUCUGCAUCCCAUCUGAGGAGGAUAGGAUGAACAACCUUGCCAGCUGCAUCUCCAGCAUGAAGGUCAACUGGGCGAUGCUGACACCUUCAGUUGCAAGCCUAAUGGCUCCGGAGGAAGUUCCAAGCCUCAAAGUUCUGUGUCUCGUGGGUGAAGCAUUACCGCAGGCUGUCGCUGACACAUGGGCCGACCAUGUCAAGACCCUCAAUGCUUACGGUCCGGCAGAGUGCUCCGCUAUCACUAUAGUCAGCGAGCCAAGGACUAAGGGGUUGAAGAGCAUUUCGCUUGGAAGACCUCCUAACUGUGCCGUCUGGAUUGUCCGAGAAGACGGCCAGCUUGCUCCGUUCGGUACUGUUGGUGAAAUCGUGAUCGAGGGCCCGCCUGUUGCGCGUGGAUACCUAGGCGAUGAGGAGAAGACAAGAGCUGUCUUUUUGGAUGAUCCAGAUUUCCUGCGUGGUGUCGUACGACAGCCAAUGCGAUGCUAUCGCACUGGUGACCUCGGAAGGAUGAACCUUGAUGGGACUAUCGACUUCUUGGGCAGGAAAGACACUCAGGUCAAGAUCAAUGGUCAGCGAGUUGAGCUUGGCGAGAUUGAACAUCAACUCAGGCAACUAUUGAAUUCCGAAAAGACAGCGUCGCCUUCUGGGACGAACUGGGAGUUAAUAGUAGAGCUCCUACGCCCUCUUGGGGGAGAACAUGGCAUCCUCGCGGCAUUCAUCGCCCCGAAGACAAUUUUCGGGACCCCCUUACUCGCAGAAGAGCAGCUUAUUGUUGAGGAGUCUCGCUCUCUGUGGGCGACGAUACAUCGGAAGUUUUCGACAGCUACUGAGGAACUCGCCAAUGCUCUCCCUGGAUACAUGAUACCAAAGGCAGUUGUGCCAUGCAGCACAUUGCCCCUGUCACCGUCAGGCAAGGUCGACAGGAAGACGCUCCGCGCAUACGGAAACGCAUCGACGUCAAAACAUCUGCUAAAAACGCCAAACAACAAGGAAGAUUGUAUGCCGGUUGAGGUUCCUAGGGCAAUUUCUCAAGACUUCCCCGAUAGCGAAGAGGAUUCUUCGGUCGGACAGCACACGCUGAUAUCCGACACAUACCCCUCAACCGAAGCUUCAAUGUCGCUAUGCGACCCUUCACAGUCUAGUUUCACACGAACUGAGAAGGCCCUACGGCUGGCUUGGUCAGAAGUUUUAGGUCUACCUGAAGACUCGAUCCUCCUUGAAGAUGAUUUCUUUAAGCUCGGCGGAGAUUCCAUCGGGGCUAUCAGGAUCGUGGCAGCUUGUCGUAAGCAAUCACUCCAGAUCAAUGUUGCGAACAUCUUCCAGAACUCUGUGCUGAGCAAGAUGGCUCUCGUUUGUAAGAGUACGAUAUCUGAGAAGCAAGCGGUGUCUCCUAUCCAGUUCAUUCCGUUCCACUUCCUGCGGCGAGAGGACAUCACAGAGCUGCAAAGUGAAGCCGCUUUCCAGUGCGACGUCGCUGUAGAUGAAAUUGAAGACUUGUACCCUUGCACACACAUGCAAGAGGGUCUGAUGGCCGUCAAUCUCACGCGACCAGGUAGUUACACUGGUCGAUGGAUCCAUCCGCUACCUCGGGACGUCGAUCUUGCGAGGUUCAAGAAUUGCUGGGAGGAUAUCCAUGCCGCAUCACCGAUACUGCGGACCAGGUUCGCAACGACGUCGACGGCUGGGUCUCUUCAAGCCGUCAUCCGGGAGAAAGUACGGUGGCUCUUGCACGACGACCUCGAAGCAUACCUCGAGCAAGACGAUGCGAACCCAAUGUUUCCCGGAGACUCGCUCAAUCGCUUUGCUGUGAUCACGUCGAAGUCUGGCGAUGUGACGUUCGUGUGGACCAUACAUCACAUGCUUUAUGACGGCUGGUCCCUGGCAAUGCUCUGUGACCGUCUCAAUGAUUUGUAUCACAGCCGCGCUGUCAAGCCAGUAACUGACUACCGUAACUUCAUCGAAUACACUCAGAAUAUCACGGCAAAAACACAUGCGAGUUACUGGAAGACAGAGCUACAGGGAGUGAGCCCGUCAAACUUCCCAGCGGCUCCCAAGCUUGGCCACCAGUCCUUCGCCCGAGCUGUGGUGCGCGAUGAUCUUCGAAUCAACAUCGAUCAGUCUUCAGGUAUCACCAUGUCAACAAUCGUUCGAGCGGCAUGGAGUCUCAUGAUCAGCCAUUUCUCCAAGUCAAACGACGUGCUCUUCGGCGCAACAGUCUCGGGUAGAAACGCACCAUUGGACAAUAUCGAAAGCGUCGAGGGUCCGACAAUAGCCACAGUACCUGUAAGAGUUCACCUCGACAAAGGGCGGGACAUCCUCGACUUUCUGCGAAAGAUCCAGGACCACGCCACCGCCAUGAUACCCUAUGAGCAGUCCGGAAUCCAACAGAUCAAAUCACUCAACGAAGACACUAAGCGCGCCUGCGAAUUCCAGAACCUGCUCGUCAUCCAGGCAGGCGGCGGCUGGGACGAGACUAGGCCUGGUCCCCUCGGGAAGCCGAUCUAUCGCGAAGAGUUUACCACAUUUCCCGUGACAUGCGAGGCAUGGCUUCAUUCUGGACGGAUUGAGUUUGCGACGCAUGUCGAUGAAGAUGUGACAAGUCGACUUUUCGUCGCUCAAGCCAUUGAAACAGUCAAAAUUGUCAUGAGUCAACUCGCCUGGGCUACAUCUGAUAGCUACAGACCUUCUACGAUUGCUGACUUGGCCUUUGAACCAACCUCUACACCUAUCCAACGACAAGCUUCUCAACCCCUCGAAGCAAGUAAGGUCUCGGCCACGCUCCAUCAACUCAUCACAAAGAUGAGUCUAACACAACCCCAGAGAGAAGCAGUAGUCUCAACAGCCGAGUCACUCUCUUACGGAGAGCUGGAAGAUAUGUCCACGACACUUGCCGUCCAACUUAUCGACAAGGGAGUCUUGAAGGGAGACAAGAUUCCACUGUGCUUCGAGAAAUGUGUUUGGACUGUCGUUGCGAUGCUUGGGGUCUUGAAAGCUGGCGCUUCUUUCGUGCCCUUAGACCCGAGUCAGCCCCUAUCACGUCUACGAAAGAUUGUUACACAGGUCAAAGCCAGAACAGUUCUCAUGUCUGCAUUCCAACAUAAGGCAACUGAUCUCGAUGAUGUUGCGUCCGUGGUUGUCAAUCGGGAUGCUCUUAACGGGAUCUCCAGGCUCCAGCAUCAACGGCAACCACCAGCUCAAGUGACCCCCGACAGUCCUGCAUACAUCAUCUUCACUUCUGGUUCGACGGGAGAUCCCAAGGGCAUCAUCAUCUCCCAUGCCGCGUUUGCUUCCAGCGCGAUGGCCCAUGGUUCCGUCUUCGGUAUGAGCGAUGAGCAUCGCGUCUUGCAGUUCUCUGCAUACAGUUUUGAUGCCAGCCUUUUUGAGAUUCUCACCACCCUCAUCCACGGCGGAACCGUCUGUGUCGCCACUGAGAAAGAGCGAUUCGAGAAUCUUGGAGACUUUGCAAGCCACAUGCGUGUCAACCUCGCGCUUCUCACACCAUCGGUGGCUCGCAUCGUUCAUCCCACAGAGAUGCCGUCUUUAAGAACUCUAGUGCUGGGCGGAGAAGCUCCCGAUGAGGCGUUGAUCAAGAAAUGGCUUGACGCUGGACUGACUCUGUUCAACGCGUACGGCCCAAGUGAAUGCUCCGUUAUCGCUGCUUGCCAUGCAUGCACAUACGAUACAGACCCGAAAUCCAUCGGAAGCCCGGUCGGUUGCUCUGCGUGGGUUGUCGCCACAGAUGAUGACACGAUGUUGGUUCAAAGUGAACAGGUUGGCGAGUUGCUCAUAGGUGGUCCGACUCUAGCCGAUGGCUACUUGAAUGACUCUGAGAAAACAACUGCUACGUUUCUCUCGCGACUUCCAUGGAUAUCUAGAGAGGAUCAAAUGAGCACAAAUAGGUUGUACAAGACUGGGGAUCUUGUGAGGAGAGCAACCGACGGAACUCUCGUUUACGUGGGACGAAAGGACCUCCAAGUCAAGUUGAACGGCCAGCGAAUUGAACUCGGAGAUAUUGAGUCGCAUAUCGCUGGUUGCUGUUCCGUCAAGCGCGGUAUUGUUGUCUUUCCCUCGUCAGGGCCAUUCUCGAAUCAAAUUGUGGCAGUUCUGGAGCUCGAAGAAGAAGAGGGCGAGAGACCGUCUGGUCUCCACCAUAUCAUGACUCGAUUUAAUAUCGUUGCAGAGGAAGUUCGUCAAGAGUUGACCGGCAAACUUCCAAGCAUCAUGCUCCCGGCACACUUCAUCGACGUUGCGACCCUCUCUGAGGAAAGAUUUCCACUUUCGACCUCAAGCAAGGUUGACAGGAAUAAAGUCACAACAUGGAUCCGAAAUCUGUCCAUCCGAGAAUCUCAGAUCCUCGACACUUCUGCACCGAUACCGAGUACAGUAGCAACCAUUCAGCCUCAUGAGCUCCCCGCCUACGAGCUGGCACAAAAGAUCACAGAUUUGGUGUCUCAGAAAACCCUUUCGCCAAGGCCCCGACUGGACGGUUUCAACGAUGUGCUGUUACAGACUUCAGGUCUAGAUUCUCUCAACAUGAUGUCGCUCAUGCAUUUCGUUCGUCUCAAGUACAAUGUCAGAGUCAGCAUGCAGCUGCUCAUGGAUGAGAAAACAAGCAUCAGGAAGCUGGCAGCUUUCAUUACCCAUGCAGUUCCCAACGGCCCAGUAACGCCGAAAUCUUCGAACAUCAACUCUGAGACUCGAGGGAUCGAUUUGAUGAGUGAAAUUGAUCGUCAUGAUGCGGGGCUCCUGGAACUUCCAGGUAUGCUGUCUAGAGAUGCCCAAGGUAGUUUGACUAAGAAGACAGACAAUCUCAGGGUUUUCCUUACUGGUGCAAGCGGAUACCUGGGUACUCAAAUACUGCGACAACUUCUGGAGCGGCGCGAUGUUGCCCACGUCACCACUCUCGUACGCGGAGCUACACCUCAAGCAUCGAAAGACCGUGUGAUUGAAGCUGCACAAAGGGCUCUUUGGUGGACCGAGUUCCACGAGGACAAGCUGGACGUCUGGACGGGGGACCUCGCGAAGACUAUGCUCGGCCUCGGCCAGAAACAAUGGGACUUGCUAAGCGAUGGACACACAUUUGAUAUCAUAAUUCACAAUGGUGCGAUUGUCCAUUGGAACAAGAGCUAUGCUGCCUUGGAGGCGGUCAACAUCCAUUCAACAGUUCAGCUCCUUGGCAUUGCCCUUCAGAAUCCGGCCAUGCGAUUUGCAUAUGUGUCUGGCGGACGGCAGUGGAAGAGUGCCGAAGAACGAGACGAGGACAUCGCGCGAGAGCUUUCGGACUCUAUGGGCUAUAGCCAGACAAAGUUCGUUGCCGAGGUUGUCGUCAAGAGAGCUGCGGAACGGUGUCCGGUCUCGCGGCGGAAUAUUGGCGUCUUUAGGCCUGGGCUUAUCAUCGGGACGCCCGCAGAAGGUGUAGCAAAUUUAGACGACUACAUCUGGAGGCUUACGGCUGCAAACAUUGAGAUGGGCAUCUACAGUGCGGACGAGGAGCAGGCAUGGCUGCAUCUCUCCGAUGCUGCUACAACUUCGGAAGCUGCCAUUUGCACCGCCUUCAAUCCAGAAUCAUCUACUAGUCCGGUGACACAGCAUGAAGAAGGAAUGACUUGGGGGACGUUCUGGACUUUGAUCAAGGGCAUGGGCUACGACAUCCGUCCGACACGUGCUGCUGAAUGGCUGUCAACAGUCAGAAACGAUAUCUCGCGUCGGAAAGAGGAGCAUCCCCUUUGGCCGCUGGCUCACUUAUUCGAAAACGGUAGCAUGGAAUGGGAAGAGGUGGCCAAGAGCCACAAUAUGUGUCCGUUGCAGCUCAAGGUGGCUUUGAAGAAGAACGUGGACGCUCUUGUGAGGGUGGGUUUCCUGCCGGCCACGCGUCGAGCCCAGGAAGUUCAAGUUGUCGGGGGCACAUUUCAUAGGAAGUGAGUGAGCCGGAUGCCUUGUGUGCAAUUAUGGAGUUACGGGAUUGAAUUUUUCAAAGAUAGAGUUGCCUAGAGCAACACGCAAGCUGUCAGCGCGAGGCGUUGUGGUUGCAGCAUGAGUCGGCGGCUUGUUGUUCCAUGUGUAUCAAGUCUUACUUGACUUAUAUCUUGGCGCGUAAUGUCGCUACUGAGAUGAGACCCCUGUGCCGGUUGUGGUGACGUAGGUGGUGCACUAUCGCGAGGUGAGAUGGUUGGCUUGUCAUUCACGCCCUUGUACAACCAAUGGCAGCCUAAAAGUAUUGAGAAAAUUAAAAAAGUCGUUCAUCUAAUCUAUUUACCUCAGUCUCCAGAAACCUUCAACUUGGUUCAUCUCAAAAUCAUAAACUUCCCGAGG
Colletotrichum scovillei is the source of this 8044-nucleotide messenger RNA. RefSeq names its product amino acid adenylation domain-containing protein. The coding region runs from base 125 to 7654 and encodes 2509 amino acids. The record is from RefSeq and is a predicted model, not a curated record. Gene Ontology annotation, biological process: secondary metabolite biosynthetic process; amino acid activation for nonribosomal peptide biosynthetic process. Gene Ontology annotation, cellular component: cytoplasm. The transcript has 2 exons. Lineage: Eukaryota; Fungi; Ascomycota; Sordariomycetes; Glomerellales; Glomerellaceae. Gene Ontology annotation, molecular function: phosphopantetheine binding; catalytic activity.